ACUGACAUUUAAUUUUUGAGGUUAGAAAGUUUUUUUUAUAUCGAUCCGCGAAAUAAAGUGGAGGAAGCUGGGGUUUUUAUUAUUUUCCACUACGCUAAUGUGUUGAAGUAAUCAGUAGCAGUCUAAAUAUCCUUUAAACAUGGAUGUGAAAUCUUUCUUAUUUUCAUGGGCGGCAAAAAAAGGACUGACGCCAGCUUUGGAUAUCCGGGCUACCGGUCCAAAGCACCGUCAAAGGUUCCUCUGUGAACUGAGAGUUGAUGGGUACAACUAUGUGGGAGCAGGUAACUCUGUCACCAAGAAGGAAGCCCAGAAGAAUGCCUCUCGGGACUUUGUCAACUAUCUUGUGCGAACUGGUGAAGUUGCUGGCAAUGAUGUGCCAGAAGAUGUCCAGGUUAAACCGGAGAUGGAUAACAUGGGAGCUCCUCCUCCUAGGGACAUGAUGAUGCAACAGCAAUCAAGACCUGUUUUUCAGGAUGGUAUGGGUCCAGAUAUGAUGGGUCAAGCAUACCAAGCAUAUGGCGGUGAAAGACCAAACUUCACAUACAUGGACCGUCUCCAACAACAGAAGAAUGUAGAGGAAGCCGAAGACCUGGACGUGAACGCCAGCCUCCACGGCAACUGGACCAUGGAAAAUGCUAAGUCCAAAUUACAUCAGUUCAUGCAAAUUAAUAAGAUCAAUGCUGACUAUGUGUAUAAGGCUGUUGGACCUGAUCAUACUAGGAGUUUCUGCUGUGAGAUGACAAUAUACGUUCGGCAACUUGGCCGCAAUGUCACCGGAAGAGAAACCGCGUCGAACAAGCAAACUGCUAGUAAAUCUUGCGCGCUGUCGCUAGUCCGACAGCUGUACCAUCUCGGUGUGAUUGAGCCCUUCAGUGGAACGUUGAAGAAAGACAAAUCAGCUGAGGGAAACAUGAAGCCUUACCCAGUGGCUAUGAGCCCGGAUCUUGAGGAUCAACUCCUGGACGCACUACAAGCAUUGAACAUAGACCCGAUAGAUGUAAAUGCCCCUCCACCACAAGAGGGCGGUUCGGAAGGGAUAACUCUUCUGCAAGUGGACCGCGUCAAAGCGAUGAGAGAAGCGCGGCCAACGCCCUCUGGCGUGGUUUCCUGGAGUCCGCCACAGAGCAAUUGGAAUGCUUGGACUGCAUGUAAUAUUGAUGAAGGCCCAUUGGCUUCCACAAGUUUGGAUGAAAUUAGCGCCGAUUUGGAAAAACAUCAUCGCGAUACUUGUCAAAACAGUCAACUUUAUCAGGAAAGUGUUCGCGAAAGAGAACAUUUGCCAGUCUACGCGAUGCGUUCGCAAAUCAUGGAGGCUAUAAAUGAGAACCCCGUAAUUAUCAUCAGAGGAAACACGGGAUGUGGUAAAACUACUCAGGUGUGCCAAUUCAUAUUGGACGAUUAUAUCGCCAGUGGGCAAGGCGCCUGGGCCAACAUUUGCGUGACUCAACCCCGACGUAUAUCCGCCGUAAGCGUUGCUGAGAGGGUUGCGGCCGAGCGGUGUGAGGAACUUGGCAAUAGCGUUGGAUACUCUGUACGUUUCGAGUCGAUCCUUCCGCGGCCGUACGGCUCUAUAAUGUUCUGCACCGUGGGCGUGCUGUUGAGGAAACUCGAAAACGGUCUGCGAGGCGUCAGCCAUGUUCUAGUUGAUGAGGUCCACGAGCGCGAUGCCGACACGGAUUUCGGUCUAAUUCUACUCCGUGACAUGGCCCACACCUACCCCGACCUUCGAAUUAUCCUCAUGUCAGCCACCGUCGACACUACGCUCUUCAAAAGCUAUUUCGGAGACUGCCCCGUUAUUGAGGUUCCUGGUCGUACAUAUCCCGUGAAGCAGUACUUCUUAGAAGAUUGCAUAGAACUCACGCAAUUCGUCCCGCCGCCUGACACUAGAAAGCGAAAGGCUUCCGGAAAGAAAGCAAAUAAGGACGACGAAGACGACGAUGAUGAAGGUCUGGGGGAGGAACAAGAUGAAGAUUUAAACAAGAACUGUCAAUUGGAUAGCAACUAUUCACCGCAAACCUCUCAAUCACUAGCUAAACUCUCCGAAAAAGACCUAAGUUUCGAACUGAUAGAAGCUCUACUCCUCUACAUAACCAACAUCGGAGCUGAAGGCGCAGUUCUAGUGUUCCUUCCUGGAUGGAAUUUGAUCUUCGCUCUGAUGAAGCACCUGAUGCAGAACAGGAUCUUCGGAGACACGUCCAAGUUCGUGAUCCUACCGCUGCACAGCCAGAUACCGCGAGAUGAUCAGAAGAAAGUGUUUAUCACUCCACCCCCUGGGAUGACCAAGGUGAUACUAUCAACGAACAUAGCAGAGACGUCAAUAACGAUCAACGAUGUGGUAUACGUGAUAGAUUCAUGCAAAGCUAAGAUGAAGCUGUUCACGUCGCACAACAAUAUGACGUCAUACGCCACCGUGUGGGCCAGUCGGACUAACCUUGAACAGCGUAAAGGCAGAGCUGGUAGAGUUCGACCUGGCGUGUGCUUCACUCUAUGCACCAAGGCGAGGUACGACCGCCUCGAGGAGCACCAAACUGCGGAGAUGUUCAGGACGCCGCUACACGAACUGGCUCUCAGCAUAAAACUGCUCCGCCUGGGCGCAAUCGGCCACUUCUUGUCCAAGGCACCAGAACCGCCGCCGCUAGACGCUGUCAUCGAGGCAGAAGCCAUGCUUCGCGAAUUGGGCUGUCUAGACUCGCAAGAUGCGCUCACCCCAUUGGGAACUAUCCUUGCUAAAUUGCCUAUUGAGCCUCGUCUGGGCAAAAUGAUGGUACUCGGUUUCGUGCUCGGCGUGGGCGAUGCUUUGACCACAAUGGCGGCCAAUUCCACCACCUUCCCGGAGAUCUUCACUGUGGAGGGGCGCAGGAGACUGAGCGGACACCAGCGCGCGCUGGCCGGAGACAGGGCUUCGGACCACGUCGCUAUGCUUAACGCCUUCCAGAUGUGGGAGCGAGAGCGCGCUAAAGGCGAAGACGCAGAGGUGCAGUGGUGCGAGUGGAAGGGUGUCCAGCAGACCACGCUACGCGUCACGUGCGAAGCCAAGUACCAACUCAUAAACAUACUAACAACCACCAUCGGUUUCUCGGAAGAGUGUUGUGUGCCUCAGAGAUGGAACCCCAACGUAGAAGACCCAGUCCUAGACCUGGUUAUAUCUCUCCUUUGUAUGGGACUGUACCCUAACGUCUGUCUACAUCAAGGGAAGAGGAAGGUGCUAACAACAGAAGGCAAGCCAGCGCUAAUCCACAAGACUUCAGUAAACUGCAGCAAUAUGGAGCAAAAGUUCGCCUCGCCAUUCUUCGUGUUCGGAGAGAAAGUGCGUACGCGAGCGAUCAGUUGCAAACAGACCACUAUGGUGGCACCACUGCAUAUACUGUUGUUUGGAAGCAGAAAAGUUGAAUGGGUCGACAAUAUGGUGCGUCUAGACAACUGGCUAAAUUUCGACAUGUCAGCGCGCUCGGCCGCUCUAGUGACGGCCCUGAGACCUGCCAUAGAGAAGCUGGUGGAAAGGGCUGCUGCCGAACCUGAUGCUGCUUUGCAGUUCUCUCCUGAAGAACAGAAGGUAGUGGACUGCGUAAAAGCAUUAUGCGUAAUGGACGCUGGCGACUAUAAUAUAAAACGUGAUGCCCCAUCUAUGUCAUUCCGACCCGAAGGCAGGCGGGGUGGCGGUGGACCACCUCAACGCGGUUGGGGUACCAAUGGACCUCGCGGUGGUUUCGGUAGAGGAGGUUUCGGUAGCGGGGGUUUCGGCGGUAACCAAGGCGGUUUCGGGAGUAACCAAGGCGGCUUCGCGGGUAACCAAGGCGGUUUUGGAGGUAACCGAGGCGGUUUUGGGGGUAACCAAGGCAGUUUCGGUAACAAUAAUGGUUUUGGAGGCGGCGGUGGUGGCGGUGGUUUCGGUAACCGAGGCCGAGGUCGCGGCUUCGGCAACCGGGGCCGAGGUUUCGGCAACCGCGGCAGCUGGUAUUAGUAAAUUAUUGUAUUGUAUUCAUUCCAGUUUUUAAUUUAUUUAAAGAUAAUAAAUAAUAAUGAAUAAGGUAUUGUGUCAUUAAUGUAUUAACAUUAGUGAGAAAUAAAUUUGUUUCCUGUGU
Messenger RNA from Maniola jurtina (meadow brown), 4082 nucleotides. It is a transcript of the gene mle, whose product is annotated as dosage compensation regulator. Gene Ontology annotation, molecular function: ATP binding; 3'-5' DNA helicase activity; double-stranded RNA binding. NCBI's taxonomy places the organism in Eukaryota, Metazoa, Arthropoda, Insecta, Lepidoptera, Nymphalidae. Bases 140 to 3961 code for a protein of 1273 amino acids. The record is from RefSeq and is a predicted model, not a curated record. The transcript is spliced from 23 exons. Gene Ontology annotation, cellular component: ribonucleoprotein complex; intracellular anatomical structure; nucleolus. Gene Ontology annotation, biological process: positive regulation of transcription by RNA polymerase II; regulation of mRNA processing.